AUGCCUCAUCCAUCAACCGUCGGGCCACCACCCCCGGCUUUUGCCCUGCUCGGCCAAGCCGAACAAGACUGGGGGAAGGGCCGCGGUCAUGUCGCCAGGGCCUGCAAUGUAGACCAAGAUACCAUCUCCGAUGUCUACCCAUGCACCCCACUGCAGGAGGGAUUGAUGUCACUGGCCUCCAAAGAUAAGGGAGAUUACAUCAUGGAGGGAACAAUCGAACUCGCCUCGGACAUAUGUAUGGUCAGGUUUCGUGCGGCGUGGGAGGCCAUGGCGGAGGGACUCGAGGUGCUCCGGACGAGGAUUGUUUAUCCUGCAGCUACCAAUAAUCAGUCCAUCAUCGACCGCCUAUAUAAUCCUCAUCUCGGGUAG
Molecule: messenger RNA, 369 nt
Organism: Pyricularia grisea
Lineage: Eukaryota; Fungi; Ascomycota; Sordariomycetes; Magnaporthales; Pyriculariaceae
Exons: 1
Coding region: 1-369 (122 amino acids)
Biological process (GO): secondary metabolite biosynthetic process; amino acid activation for nonribosomal peptide biosynthetic process
Cellular component (GO): cytoplasm
Molecular function (GO): phosphopantetheine binding
Source: RefSeq, a predicted model, not a curated record